GACUCAUGAAAGAGAAUAGCUAAAGAUCAAGCUUUAAGCAGACCGUACCACUGAGUGCUUGGUCUUCACAAGUCCACAUUCACUCACCCUCUAGAUCUGCUUCUCUUUUGCUGCUGCGCGAACUUGACGAUGGAGCCGGAAAUCGUCGGGCUCAGGUUCAACCCGACUCCUGUACAGCUCGUUAAUUACCACUUGAAGAGGAAGCUUCAGAUGAUCAAUGAUGAGGACUGGUGCCUGAUUCCGGAAGUGAAUAUCUAUGAAUAUGAUCCAGGGGACUUAGGUGCUGUGUACAAUGAAAAAUCCUGCAAAAGAUCCACUAGCUCGGACAGUUUCUUCUUCUGUCCUCAGAAACGCAGGAACACUAAUUCCGGCAAUCCCAGGAAGUGCAGUUAUUUGAGGAAGGCCGGCAAAGGAUACUGGAAAGAGACCAGCACGAAACAGAGCAUAAAGGACGAGGAGACCGGGGAGACUAUAGGGACGAAAAGGAUCUACUCCUUUUACUAUGGAAACCAGAAUGAUCAUCGCAAGACUGAAUGGGCCUUGCACGAAUACCACCUAAAUGCAGCAGUUGCAGACAACACCAUCCCAGACCCGACGGCGUUUGUCCUCUGUCACAUAAAGAAGAAGAAGUCGCGCCAGCAGGCCAACUCUAAGAAUCAGCAAACCCUGUCGAGUGAUUCUCCUCGCGGUGAAGCUGAAGCUGAUGCAAGUGCUAGCACUGUUACUCCUGAUAUUUCUGAAGAGAUUGCAGAGGGAUCGGCAUUAGUCAUGGAAGGACCACAGUGGACGGUGGCAGAGCAAUCACCAAUCAUCAGCAGGGCUCCCAGCGGCGAACACGAUCACACAUACGAAUUCUCCUAUGACCCAAUUAAUUGUUUUAUGUACGGUCAUCUCGAAAAUCACCUCGGAGGACAAGAAAUAUUCCCAGAGGCUGCUUUUCAUGGAAAAGAAACCAUGGAAUCAGGAACUGUUCAAACGGUGAUGCGGAUCACUGACUGGCAAGAUGAUACAAUGAGAGGAGCAUGUGACAGCAGAGAAGGGAACUUUGCAUCUGGCAAUUCCGAUGAUGAUGAUUUUAAUCCUGAUGUUUUCGUGAAUUUCUGUGGUUGGAACUGAUACAGACGACGAUCAAUAUCAGACGCUCUUUAGGUUCUAGUGAAGCUCGCUCCUGUCAAAUCUGGUGAUAGAUGGGAGAGAGUGAUCAUAUCGUGUGAUUUUCGUAUGCUCUGAUCCAUCGGAUUACCAGUCGCUUGUUUAAUUAGUGUGUGGUGUGAUGAACUUUCGUUUCGAACAAGCUGUAUAUGUUUAUUAUGUAUUGAGCAUGUCCAGUUAAAUAAACGAUAGUCAUAUAUGUUUAUUGUGUA
Molecule: messenger RNA, 1364 nt
Organism: Punica granatum (pomegranate)
Lineage: Eukaryota; Viridiplantae; Streptophyta; Magnoliopsida; Myrtales; Lythraceae
Source: RefSeq, a predicted model, not a curated record